Molecule: messenger RNA, 1133 nt
Organism: Chondrus crispus (carragheen)
Lineage: Eukaryota; Rhodophyta; Florideophyceae; Gigartinales; Gigartinaceae
Exons: 4
Coding region: 1-651 (216 amino acids)
Source: RefSeq, a predicted model, not a curated record
AUGCCUGCCUCGAACAUGACUCUAGAUGAACUGCCGUACUUUGCGCAGGGUGCCGUGCUCCCCGAACCUUUGCCAACACUCGGGAUCCAUUUCAUCGUCAAGUAUGGGACAGGCGUCGACUUGAUGGAAGGACAGAAUAUGCUGUUCGUGCGCCAGGCGACGACCGUACCGGUGCCACAGGUGUAUGCGAUGUUCCGCGAGACCGAAAGUGGCGAGAACUAUAUUGUGAUGGAGCGAAUCCAGGGUAGAAGCCUUGACCAUGAGUGGAGCUUGUUGUGUCAGCGCGAGAAGCACGCGGUUGCGUCCAAGAUCAAGAGAGGUUUUGAGGAAUUGCGGAAGUUGCCUUCUCCUGGAGGAUUUUGCAGUCUUGGGACUAGACCUCUGUCGGAUGACAUCUUCGGGACGGAUAGUGAAUCUGCGUCACUGGCAGGACCAUUCGCUACCGAGUCUGCGCUCAACGAAGCAAUCCUUAGGACGCUGUUGCGUGCGCAGAUAUCGAUCCACAAGAUUAAUUUUUAUAGACGCGCUUUCAGUAACGUUUUCUGCAAGCAUCCUCCUACGUACACUCAUGGGAAUUUUCAGAGGAGCAAGGUUGUGAUUCAAAGACCCUGGAACACAUCCAAUUGUGAUGCAUCCAAAAAGAACGAUUAGUCGAGGGAGAGCUUUUCUUUCAACAAUAGGGGCCGACUCCACGAAUUCACCGAAAAGAACAAAAAACUUUGUUCACGAGGCGCUCGCCUUCGAAGGACUUCAGAGAACAGGAGGCGUACCGGUGGUUGCGCAAAUGUCCUCGCUUCUCAUUCAUAUUGACUGCUAAGUUUGCAACUGCUGUGUCCUGCAACAGAGUAUCCCAUGUUGUAAUCCAAUGAGCGCCACGGUGUGUUCACGUGUGUCACCUGCACUGGUCUUCCUGGAGACACGUUUUGUCUUGCAACAAAUCAAUGACUGCAAGAGAGAAGAGUGUCAUAGAAAGCUGUGCAUUGUUACAACAGAUCUUGUUGCCGUCAUUUUGCAAUACAGUAUCGUGAAUGAGAUCUGCGAUGAUAGUUCCGCCAACUAAGUUUCCAAAACCAUCCCUGCCGGCAGAAGCCUUGAAGGGCAUCCCAUCGCAUCGACCCCAUAACUCAAAAAAA